Mucor mucedo is the source of this 420-nucleotide messenger RNA. Its product is annotated as SH3 domain-containing protein. The annotation marks the transcript as partial. NCBI's taxonomy places the organism in Eukaryota, Fungi, Mucoromycota, Mucoromycetes, Mucorales, Mucoraceae. The record is from RefSeq and is a predicted model, not a curated record. Gene Ontology annotation, molecular function: protein binding. The transcript is spliced from 3 exons.
AUGUCAAGUGUUCCCAUUUUAUGUAGAGUUCAGGCACUUUACCCAUUCAAGUCAAACGAUCCCUCAUCGCUUUCUUUUAACCAAGAUGACCUCAUUGACGUUUUGAACAAACUACCUUCAGGCUGGUGGGACGGAUUGUGUAAUGAAACUCGAGGCUGGUUUCCUAGCAACUAUGUUAAAUUAAUCGAGGAAGAUUCAGAUGAGGAUGUGAGUAAUAAACAGAGAGAACCACCGAAAAAUCAGUAUCGACUUAGUCUAGCCUACCAACCUAACCAUGACAAUAAAGAGGAAGAUAAUGAUCAUUGGAUUCUUCAACGAACAGAAGAUGGAAGUGGAUAUUAUCAUUUGAAUACAAUUACGGGAGAAAUGCGAUUUGACAAGGAAGAAGUAGCAAAAGAAGAAUCCAUCUUGAUGGUCGAC